Molecule: messenger RNA, 1180 nt
Organism: Camelina sativa (false flax)
Lineage: Eukaryota; Viridiplantae; Streptophyta; Magnoliopsida; Brassicales; Brassicaceae
Source: RefSeq, a predicted model, not a curated record
UGUGCCACGGAGGUGAUCACAAACCUCGUCUUCAAGACCUCAAAGGGUAGAAAGUCUCCAUUGUUUGGUCCAAACUUGCUUGGAAUUACCACCGGUACAAAGUUUGAUAUUGAGGACGGGGGAAAGAAGAUCGUAGGAUUUCAUGGACGAUCGGGUAAUGCUCUCGACGCUCUUGGAGUUUACUUUGUACAUGGCUCUCUAACCCCGUCGUCGUCGCCGCCUGUUUACAAGCUGGAUGCACGAGGAGGUCCAGGGGGGCGUGCAUGGGAUGAUGGAUCUUACGGCGGCGUUAAAACGUUGAGCAUUGGUCAAGAUAAUUCUCGUAUCACUUAUUUAGAGUUCGAGUACGAGAAAGGUGGUAAGUUAGAGACACGUCAACAUGGGGUCAAAGGAAAAACACCAUUGAAGCAGUUUGAGCUUAACCCGUAUGAAUACAUCAAAUCGGUGGAAGCAACCUAUGAUAAGCCGGACAAUUUCCGCAAUAUCGUCAUUACAUCGCUUACGUUCGAAACAUCAAAGGGGACAGCGGUAUUUUGUGGGUCUAAGGUGGGUAAGAAGUUUAAGCUAGAGCAAAAGGGUCGCAGGCUUGUAGGGUUCCAUGGAAAGGACAGUUCAGCUAUUGAUGCUCUUGGAGCAUAUUUUGCACCUCUCCCUACUCCGACUCCUAUGAUUCCAGCCAAGAAACUACUAGCAAUAGGCGGCAACGGAGGAGUUGCAUGGGAUGAUGGUGUCUACGAUGGUGUGAGGAGGAUACUUGUAGGACAAGGAAACGAUGGUGUAGCCUUUGUCAAGUUUGAGUACAAAAAGGGCAAAGACCUUGUACCCGGAGAUGACCAUGGAAAGAAGACAUUACUUGGAGCUGAAGAGUUUGAGCUUGAAGAUGGUGAAUAUCUCAUAUAAAAUGGAUCCCUGAGAGAUAGCUCAUAUGAAUGACUUUGUCCGGUUCUUUUUGAGACUUGGGCAAAAACUCAAUGAAUGGAGUCUGUUUGAUUGAUGUAAUGAGUACUAUUUUGAAUACAUACAAAUCGGCAGCGGCUUUUAGUGUGACUUCAUCGCCCCAUUCGGAGUUCUUGGACAUGUUCUUGACAUACUCGGAGAAGCUCAUGUUAUUAAUAAAUUCUUUGUACAUCUUUGGAUGAGUUUUAAGCUGAUGAGGAAAACAGAGUCAUCAAUCAAUCAA